Messenger RNA from Belonocnema kinseyi, 2203 nucleotides. RefSeq names its product arylphorin subunit alpha-like. The coding region runs from base 36 to 1727 and encodes 563 amino acids. The record is from RefSeq and is a predicted model, not a curated record. Lineage: Eukaryota; Metazoa; Arthropoda; Insecta; Hymenoptera; Cynipidae. The transcript has 6 exons.
GAGCUUAACGGAAAAAAGUGCAUAGCUCGACCAAGAUGCUGCGGCUUUCUUUGGUGCUGAUUCUAUCAGCGGUGUGUCUCUCCGAAGGCUACCAAGAUGUCCAUACUGCAGACAUGGACUUCCUUCACAAACAGAAAAAACUUUUCGAACUUAUGUUCUUCGCUGAUCAGAAAGUCCUCGCUGAUUCAGAAUUCUUUGAAGUUGGACGCAACUAUGACGUCGGCACCAACAUGGAAUACUACACUGACAAGAGUGUGGUUAGGGAGUUCCUCUUUCGCUUCAAGGAAGGUAAACUCGAUUAUGGAGUGUUGUUUACACCCUACAACCUCGAAAUGGUAGAAGACAUGCUAGCCCUUUAUCGUCUGUUUUACUGCGCCAAAGACUUCCAAACCUUCUACAAGACUGCUUGCUGGGCACGUAUCCACGUGAACAAAUACAUGUUUGUAGAUGCUUUCUAUUCUGCUGUUAUAUACAGAACAGACUGCAAGUUCAUUCGCCUACCAGCUCCUUUUGAAAUCUUCCCACACCUUUACUUCGACUCUAGAAUCAUCCAUGAGGCACACAAAGUGAAAAUGACCCAUGGUGGAUUCUCCCACACCUACGACGUUGGCAUGAAGCACGGAGUUAUGCAUUCUGGAGACACAUACCUCAUCUACUCCAACUACUCUGGUGUCUGCAUGAAGCCUUAUUACGACCCAGAAUAUAAACUAUCCUACUUCUUCGAAGACGUCGGUCUUAACAGCUACUACUACUACUUCCGCAUGAUCUUCCCAUUCUGGAUCGAAACCAAGAACUAUGACCUCCCCAAGGAAUUCCGCGGUGAAUUCUACUACUACAUCCACAAGCAACUGAUGUCUCGUUACUACCUUGAGCGUCUCUCCAAUGACUUAGGAUCUCUUAGACCAUUCGACUGGUACGAAGGCAAAUUCCCAGGCUUCUACUCCAACCUCAUGUACCCCAACGGUGUUGCUCUCCCCAAACGUGACGAAUGGUUCGGCGUCCCACCAUACAAAAUUGACUACUUAAAGAAAAUCGACUUGAGAGAGAACCGCAUUUUCGAAGCCAUUGACUCUGGAAUCGUGAUUGACGAGUUUGGCAAACAAUACAACAUCUACACCCCCGAAGGCAUCAACAUCCUCGGAAACCUCAUUGAAGGAAACCGAGACACCUUCAACUACAAAUACUACGGAUCCUACGAAAUUUUGGCCAGGAACUUCUUCGAUUACAACUGCGAAUAUACUUGCAAGAAAUGGUACAUUCCUGGAUCUCUCCAGACCUUCAGUACUAGCAUGAGAGACCCAAUGUUCUACAGGAUCUACGACAAGAUCCUUUACUACUUCCAACGCUACAAGGAGAACCUGAAACAGUACACCCAGACUGACUUAGUCCACUCUGGCUUUAAGAUCGAAUCCUAUAAAAAGAUUAUCAAGGCUGUUGAAGGAAACGAACCCUUCACCUACAAAGAGAAUUUGUUCGGUUUCCCAGACCGUCUUCUCCUGCCUAAGGGUAAAACGGAGGGUAUGCAGUACAGAUUCUUUUUCUACGUCUAUCCAUUCGAAGAGGGCAAACUCUACGACAUUCCAUUGAUUGGAAAAUGGUUUUACGACGGCAAGCCUUUCGGCUUCCCAUUGGACAGACCAGUUAAACCCUGGUUCUUCACACUGCCGAAUGCAUACUUCAAAGACGUAGGGAUCUUUCACGAAAAAGAGAUGACGCAAAGCUAUUAAGUCUUUUCGUACCCGACAAAAGAAAUUCGUCCCAGCAAAGUAGAAUCUCUAAAAUAUCUAGAAUUUCUAUAAUAUGAGCAAUCUCCACUCUCUUCAUCUAGCUUUUUCAUCCUUAUUGUAGCAAUUACAGUUAAUAUACAGAUACAGCCACUGUUGUUCAUAAAGUAAAGACAAUUUUUAAUACUUCAUAGAAAUCUACAAUACUUUUAGAGACAUUUAAAGACGGCAGUUUAGUGAAUCCGUUUAAAUAAUAAUACAACUGGCAUCCUAUAUCCUGUUUUCGUAAAUUUGAUUUGUGAGAUUCUAUUCUUGUUCGACUUAUUUCACGACUGACAAUAACGGACUGAAAUGGUUAAGUUAAGCAAAUGGAUCAUUGACUGAAAACAAACUUUGCAGUUGGUUAUUGCACCAAUGCUAAGAUUACUAUGUAAUUUAGGGGAUUUUCUUUAAUAAAUUAAAUAUUAAAACCUCCUAAA